Molecule: messenger RNA, 894 nt
Organism: Trichogramma pretiosum
Lineage: Eukaryota; Metazoa; Arthropoda; Insecta; Hymenoptera; Trichogrammatidae
Product: putative methyltransferase C9orf114 homolog
Exons: 4
Coding region: 1-894 (297 amino acids)
Source: RefSeq, a predicted model, not a curated record
AUGCAGCCGGCAAAAUUGAAAAAACCACCACCUGGUAAAACGUGGAAAGAAGUUAACAAAGAACGUAGGGAAAAACCUUUACCAGGAUCAAUUUUGGAUAAUGCUCAAUCACCCGAAUUGAGAGCUUAUCUAGCUGGUCAAAUUGCAAGAGCUGCCUGUAUUUAUAAAAUUGAUGAAGUCAUAGUUUAUGAUGAUAAGGGUGAAAUUACCGAAGUGGAAAGAAAAAAAAUGAAGAGGGAUUGUACCCUAGGAGAUGCAAGGCCUUGUUGCUUGCAAUUAGGUAGAAUACUUCAAUAUCUUGAAUGUCCACAAUAUUUGAGGAAACAUCUUUUCCCCAUUCAUAAAGAUCUCCAGUAUGCAGGACUUUUGAACCCUUUAGAUGCUCCUCAUCAUCUCAGACAACAAGAUGUAUAUAUUUAUAGAGAAGGAGUGAUUACUAAUAAACCUGUAAAAGCUGGAAAAGGAUCUAUGGUAUAUGUUGGACUACAAAACGAUGUAAGAGUUGAUGAAGUUUUGACAAGUGGUACACGAGUAACAGUGAAAAUUCCAACUGAACAAGAGGAUCCCAAGAAACCCCAUGGAAUCAUUGUUUCUGCUGCAGUACCUAGAGCAGAUACUGGAAUUUACUGGGGAUAUUCAGUAAGACUAGCAGCCAAUCUGAGUGAAGUUUUUGCCAAAUGUCCUUAUCGAGAUGGCUAUGAAAUGUCCAUUGGAACUUCGGACAAAGGAACACCAGUUGACAGUAUAGCUCCAAAAAGUAUAAAAUACAAACAUGCCUUAAUAGUAUUUGGAGGUUUGUCCGGUAUUGAGAGUGCUGUUAAAGUUGAUCCAAACAUUAAUGAUCAAGAACUAUUAGAACAGAAGAAGCUAUUUUGGUCACUCUUGCUGAAUUGA